AUGAUUUUCAUCUUCUCACUACCCACCUCCUCACGCAUUCCCCACUCUUGUUGUUUCCAGAUUAGGGUUUUCCGCUCCCUCUCUUCAACCCUAAUUCCUUUUCUCCGUUCAACAACAUCGUUCCUCCCUGGGGUCUGGUUCAGUCUUUCCUCCCGCCAAUUCCAGGUCGCUGCAUUUUUCAAAUACUAGCCGUUGAAUCCGCGUGGAUUUUUCAAUUUUGACUGUGAAAUGUCGGCGGCGGGACCCGAGAAGAAGGCCGACGAGGAGAAGGUUGAAGGGAAAGGAGGGGAGCUCUUGUUCUGUGGGGCCACCGCUUGGGAUGUGAUUGGCCGCAAGAAAGGGGUACAGCCGGGCAACUUGGUCUCUCCCACUCGGCUCCGCCCACUGGUCGGCGUCGAUAUCCGCUUCGUUGCUUCUGGAAGCACAUCGUGCCAUUGCGUGGCCUUGGAUGUUGAUGGGCGUUGCUAUACUUGGGGACGUAAUGAGAAGGGGCAACUGGGUCAUGGAGACACAGUUCAGCGGGAUAGGCCGACCGUUGUCUCCGAACUCUCCAAGUAUAAGAUCGUCAGAGCUGGAGCUGGUAGGAAUCAUACAGUAGUUGUUACUGAAGAUGGCCAAUCACUAGCAUUUGGCUGGAACAAGCAUGGACAGCUAGGCUCUGGUUCUGUGAGAAAUGAAAUUGAGUCAUCUCCUGUCCGUUGUCUUGUGUCUGAUGUUAAAACUACUGCUUGUGGAGCUGACUUCACUGUAUGGUUAUCAUCUGCUCAAGGGGCUACCAUAUUAACGGCUGGGCUUCCACAGUAUGGUCAACUUGGACAUGGGACAGACAACGAGUAUAACACAAAGGACAGCUCAGUCAGGCUAGCAUAUGAAGCCCAACCUCAGCCAAAAGCAAUUGCAGCUCUUGCGGGGGAAACUAUUGUAAAAGUUGCAUGUGGGACAAACCAUACAGUGGCCGUGGAUUCAAAUGGCUAUGUUUACACGUGGGGAUAUGGUGGUUAUGGAAGGCUGGGACACAGAGAGCAGAAAGAUGAGUGGUCACCUCGCCGUGUUGAUGUUUUCCAAAGACAGAAUCUUUUACCUCCAAAUGCUGUAGUUUCAGCUGGUUCUGUUAAUUGUGCAUGUACUGCAGGUGGUGGGCAGUUGUAUGUGUGGGGGAAAAUAAAGAGUACUGGGGAUGACUGGAUGUACCCAAAGCCACUAAUGGAUCUAAGUGGUUGGAAUUUACGGUGCAUGGACUCAGGCAACAUGCACUUCUUUGUUGGUGCUGAUAAUUCCUGCAUAAGCUGGGGCUUUGCUCAGUAUGGUGAACUGGGAUAUGGUCCUGCUGGACAGAAGUCGUCAGCAAUACCCAAGAAGGUAGACAUUCUUGAGGGCAUGCAUGUGUUAGGUGUUGCCUGUGGGUUGGGCCAUUCUAUGGUUAUUGUAGACAGAACAAAUAUUGGCGAUCGACUUGAUCAGCUUGAUGUAUACGAUGGCAAAGAUGCUGCUGAAGGUACAAUGACUCCGAAUUCGUUUCAACCCGAGGCGCCAUCCCAGACAAACAAACCUCCAGCGAAACAAAACGCGAAAAAGGGUAGGCCGGCCAAAUCUCCCGACAGUGCAAAGAAGCGGAAGAAGUCGUCCAAAGAUGAUUCAUCCGAAUCAGGGGACGACGAUGAAGAAGCCAGCAGUGGUGACGACCGCGACAAUGAGAGCGACGACAGCGAAGGACUCUCCAACGGCAAGAAGAAAGCUCCGAAGAAGAGUGCGCGAGGCGGGAAAGCGCCAUCCGGGCGUGGACGCGGCCGCCCACCGUCGGCGAACAAGGUUAACAACAACAAUGCUGCUUCCCAGGUAAAGCCUGCUGGUAAGAGAGGAAGACCCCGCAAGUCUUAGUAGUAAUGCCAUGAUCUUGGGAGAUUGGGUUGAAUAUUCCAUUCUUCUUCGAUUCUGUACUAUUGACUCACAAUGUUCUGUUGUAACUUCGGAAUUUUGCAUUUUUUUAACAUUUGAUUCCCCUCGGUUGAAUAUUCCAUUAGUCUCUUGCAUUUUGUUCAUGGAAAAAAGGGAAUUUUCCUUGGAUUAGCAAGUGGACACUAGGGAAAAGAGUGUAGUAGAGUACUGAUUUGUGAUGAAAGAACGAGACAUUUUGACCCUUAUUAUUGGAGUGGGAAUUUUCUCAUUUUGCUCGUAUAAUUGUGAAACAAGCAAGGUUGUCAACCCGCGGGUUGACCCGGACCCGGU
Messenger RNA from Linum tenue, 2226 nucleotides. The record is from the annotation of a GenBank genome assembly. Lineage: Eukaryota; Viridiplantae; Streptophyta; Magnoliopsida; Malpighiales; Linaceae.